GUUUCUGCUUUAUGUUUCGCUCGGCGCCCUCUCUCUUUGUCCUUUUUCGGCAGAAGGCGGCGUCGUGAGCUUUAGAAAAGGAGGCCAUGAAGAGGGGGGGGAAGGGCUCCUCAAGGCGGUCACAGGACAUGCAGUCUGUUCUGUUCAACCACCGGAGCCUCGCCAGUGUGGACUCGGUUGUAGUGCCAGAGACGCCCACCAACCUCGCCUGUGCCCGUCCCAGCACUGCCCCGUCCACUUCCAUGAUGUCAGUGAUGGAGACCCCGGAGAAUGAGGUGGGGUGUGGGGCACAGGGCCUGCCCCCCACCCAGUUGAAGGCCCAGGUUGGCGGGAGCACUGGCACUGAGCUCCACGCAGACAGCAGCAGCGACAGGGAUGAGAUCAAUGACUCGACUAUUCUGGACAUCACCCCUGACCUCAAGCUGGGCAAGCGGAGGAACCUCAUGUCCAUCCUGGAGUCAGAGGAUUCCUUUGCCCGCUCACUCAAGUCCCAGCGGACCAAGAACAGUUCCAUGCUCUCAGGCAGCAGCAGCAUCCCGAGGAGGAUGACUUGGGCCUGUUCGUGGUGUCGCCUGUCAGAAGAGUUAAACGCAGGAAGUCAGCAGCCCAUGUGA
Messenger RNA from Penaeus monodon (black tiger shrimp), 614 nucleotides. RefSeq lists its product as uncharacterized. The transcript has 2 exons. Lineage: Eukaryota; Metazoa; Arthropoda; Malacostraca; Decapoda; Penaeidae. The coding region runs from base 87 to 614 and encodes 175 amino acids. The record is from RefSeq and is a predicted model, not a curated record.